Messenger RNA from Monoraphidium neglectum, 300 nucleotides. RefSeq lists its product as hypothetical. NCBI's taxonomy places the organism in Eukaryota, Viridiplantae, Chlorophyta, Chlorophyceae, Sphaeropleales, Selenastraceae. The record is from RefSeq and is a predicted model, not a curated record. The transcript has a single exon. The annotation marks the transcript as partial.
AUGGACGAACAAAAAGAGCACGCGAACUUGGAAUUAGAACUGCGCAAGGUCACUGGUGACGGCGGCACCGGCGCCGCCGAGCCUGCCAGCCGCGCCGGCGCGCCCGCAGAGGGCGAUGCGCCGCAGGCGCCGCAGCUGCAGCUGGACGUCACUCUGCCCCAUAUGCACGGCCGCGCCUCGUACCGACGUCACUACGGGGCGUACAUCCCCGCAAACCCCGGCAUGAGCGCGGCGCUGGUCCUGCUGCUGCUCUUUGGCUGCCUGCUGCAGGCCGCCUACUGGACCAGUUCCGGCCCAGUG